Chara braunii is the source of this 905-nucleotide messenger RNA. The record is from the annotation of a GenBank genome assembly. NCBI's taxonomy places the organism in Eukaryota, Viridiplantae, Streptophyta, Charophyceae, Charales, Characeae.
CGAGAUCACCCUCAAGGCCAGGGUUGUACCUCCGCGUGGUUGCAUCUACCGCAUGAGCGAGGAAGAGUUAAGUGUGCUACGGGCACAACUCGACGACCUUCUUGAGAAAGACUGGAUUCGGCCUAGCUCUUCGCCAUACGGCGCUCCCAUUCUCUUCGUUCGGAAGAGGAACAAAGACUUGCGGUUGUGCAUCGAUUAUCGCAAGCUCAACGCGCAAACCGUCAAGAACGUCGACCCUCUUCCACGCAUCGACGACCUCCUCGAACGACUGGGCGACGCCAAGUUCUUCUCCAAGCUUGAUCUCAAAUCGGGAUAUCACCAACUCGAGAUCCGGCAGGAGGACCGCUACAAGACCGCGUUUAAGACGCGAUAUGGCCAUUUUGAAUGGUUGGUUAUGACUUUUGGCCUUACGAAUGCCCUGGCCACGUUCCAAGCGGCUAUGACCACGGAGUUCCGACACAUACUCGAUAGAUUCAUACUCAUCUACCUCGACGAUAUCUUGGUGUACAGCCGGAGUUUGGACGAGCAUGUGGAGCACCUGCUCACCUUUUUGGAGUGGCUACGACAAGCCAAGUACAAAGCCAACCGCGACAAAUGCGAAUUCGCGCGGCAAGACCUUGAGUACAUGGUACAUUAUGUGACGCUGCAAGGCAUCCGUCCGCUCGCGGACAAGAUUGAGGUCAUCCGCGUAUGGCCCGAGCCCACCAACACCACGGGCGUUCACUCAUUCAUGGGGUUGGCAGGCUACUACCAACAGUUCAUCACCGGAUACUCAAGGAUCGCCGCACAAUUGACGAGACUACAAUCGCCAAAUGUGCCAUUCGUAUUCGACGCCGACGCGCGCCAGUGAUUCCAAGCACUCAAGACGACCAUGCUCAUGGCACCUGUCCUGACUCCUUAGCAUC